Molecule: messenger RNA, 2038 nt
Organism: Hyaloscypha bicolor E
Lineage: Eukaryota; Fungi; Ascomycota; Leotiomycetes; Helotiales; Hyaloscyphaceae
Product: alpha/beta-hydrolase
Exons: 5
Coding region: 226-1788 (520 amino acids)
Source: RefSeq, a predicted model, not a curated record
CAAGAUCUUUGAUAUUAUUCCAUGUAACGGAACGGAACUUGAUGCAGACUUGAGGGCACCAACGUUGACCCAAAAGUGGGGUGCGUACAUCCCUCUCGAUUCUUGCAUGAUCGAAAUAGGUGACACCUUUGCGUUCAACAAUUCAAAAUUUCAACGGAAAAACUUCGUGGGUAAUAAAAAGGGUUGAGAUUCCCGACUCCUGUCUCAAUCAUUGAAAGAGUCAACAUGGGGAAUACCCUCUCAGCAUACGAGGAGAAGGAUCAUAUCAUAGACCUUGGUCAUCUCGGGAGUAUAAAAGGAGUACAAUACGACAACAAAGCUCGUCGAUAUGCUGGGGUGCCGUACGCUCUCCCACCGACAGGCGAUUUCAGGUGGCGCACCCCUCGCCCACUUCCACCUCACUUCAGCUACAACCAAGCCGAUGGCAGCUCGUUAGAUGGCUCGGAGUUUUAUCCCGUUUGUCCUCAGCCAAAAUUUUCUGCUGGACGAGAGCAGGAUAUUGACAGGGAUACCUACUCGGAAGACUGUCUUCGUUUGAAUAUUUGGACACCAGUGCCAGAGCCUAACUCGGGAAAGAAGAAGUGGCCGGUUGUACUCUGGCUGCACGGAGGCUGGUUCCAGAUGGGAGACCCUGCUCAAGAGAUUACCUUGAACCCAACAGAGCUCAUUUCGACAGGCAAGUUGAACGCCAUUGUCAUCGGAAUUGGAUACCGAUUGAACCUCUUCGGGUUCCUGGCUGGCGAGGCUCUGGAAGAGGAGAGCGGAGGAGAAACAGUUGGGAACUAUGGGCUUUGGGAUCAACGACUUGCCAUGCAAUGGGUGAAAGAGAACGUAGGAGCAUUCAAUGGAGAUGAAAACAAUAUCACCCUUGGAGGACGUUCGGCCGGCGCCUAUGGCGUGCAGGCCCAAACCAUCUUUGACUUCCGUGUGAAGCCGUUCGACUCGUCGGGUCAACUCUUCCAUCGCCUCUAUAUGUACUCGAACGCUAUCCCUGCACAACGAAAGACAGCGAAGGAGGCCCAACCGCAAUUCGAUGAGCUUUGCCAAUACUUCAAGAUCGAUCUCUCUCUUUCUGGACCGGCCAAACUUGCCGAGCUGCGGAAGAUCGAGGCUCAUGAUCUCGUCAGCUCCAUCAAGGACCUCAAGAAUCACACUUUCCGUCCUGUGACGGACGGAAUCUUCAUUCACCCUGAUAUGCACCAUUAUCACACCGAUGGUUCCUUCGCAGCGGAGUUCAAGAAACGGAAGCUGAGGUUGUUAAUCGGAGAGGUUCUGAACGAAGAGACUUUAUAUGCAGCGUAUAACGGACCAGAGCCAAAUAUCGAAUCUCUUCGUCUGCAGAUAUCGAACUAUUAUGCUCCAUCAACAACCGAGCGGAUCUUGCAACACUACCCUUUGCCCACCUCCACUGAGAGGAAGGACUGGACGAGCCUUUCCGGGAUCAUUAUUUCAGAUGGUAUUCGUGACGUUUGGAGAUACAGGGUUGCAUACCGACUAUCAUUUAUUGACGACAAAGUCGCUCCAAGAUCAUAUGGUGUUGCACAUGGCAUGGACAAACCUUUUUGGAACUUUGCGAUACUUCAUAGACCAACUCCGGACGAACUGGUUAUGAUGGAAACGUGGAUCAAGGAUUUUGUUGCAUUCGUGAACGACGAUCGCAGCCGUGAGUAUGGGACGACAGAUAUUAAUGAGUUCAAAGUUGCGACUCCAGAGGGCAAUAUUAGGAUACAGGAAGACACUAGAUGGAACGAGCUCUUACAGCUGAGCUAUGUAUUUAGUGGGAAUUGAUACAGGCGGCUGGAUAUCUGAAUAGGUUUAUCGAAUUUUGACAAAGUAGCGAGCAGUGACCCCACUGAUGUUGGGGUUCGACGACCUAGAGUCAGGAGAUAGCCACAAUGCACAUGAAGAUGGAGCCAAAAAGUGCGAUCACCCAGGUGGGCUUUGUGGCUGGAAGCAUUCGCCAAAACAGCAUUGCCGGUGAAGGCUCCCUGGUGCAUCGAUACUAAAUCAUACACAGUGAUCUAGUAGAAUAUCCAUG